AUGGCACUGGCAGCAUCCCGAAACUGCUGCAGGCAGCUCCUCCGGGAGUCGUCUCGAAUCAAUGCAGCUCCGACUUCGACAUCACCGCCGUCUUUCUUGCUCCCUGCCUUUUCGCGAUCCUCCAGAUCUCAAGCUCAUCCUUUCUCUACCUCCGCGCCACGCGAGUCACGAAUUGGUGCUUCUCCAAUUUCAGUACCGCCAGAGGUGUCGUUGGAAUUUCGCGAUUUGCCCAAGGUUCAGGCGGCGUCAAGGGCGACGGCAGAGUACACACCGGUUACUGCUGUCGACAUAACGGGACCACUGGGGUCUAUGACAUUGAAAAUUCCACCGUUUUCGACAUUGAACUAUGAUCCGGAGACGAGAAAGGCGUCGUUCGAAGUGCAGGAUUUGACAAUUAAGCACCAGGCUGCUAUGUGGGGGACCAUUCGACAGCAUCUACGGAACUACAUUCUCGGUGUCUCGGAGGGCCACAUCUGCAUCGUGAAGCUGGUAGGAGUCGGUUUCCGUGCCUCCGUCGAGCCUACUGCGGUCACUAUCCCAACGCCCGAGUAUCCAGGACAGCAAUUCAUUUCCCUGAAAGUCGGAUUCGCUCACCCUGUUGAGCUUGGCAUUCCGAAGGGUGUGAAGGCCCGUUCGACACAGCCAACGACACUGUUACUUGAGGGCAUCAACAAGGAAACUGUGACGCAGUUUGCGGCUGAUAUCAGGAAAUGGAGACCUCCAGAGCCGUACAAGGGCAAGGGAAUAUUCGUCAACGGAGAGACUAUCAAGUUGAAGGCGAAGAAGAUCAAGUAA
Messenger RNA from Arthroderma uncinatum, 795 nucleotides. RefSeq names its product mitochondrial 54S ribosomal protein YmL16. The coding region runs from base 1 to 795 and encodes 264 amino acids. Gene Ontology annotation, cellular component: mitochondrial large ribosomal subunit; ribosome. The record is from RefSeq and is a predicted model, not a curated record. Lineage: Eukaryota; Fungi; Ascomycota; Eurotiomycetes; Onygenales; Arthrodermataceae. Gene Ontology annotation, biological process: translation. Gene Ontology annotation, molecular function: structural constituent of ribosome; rRNA binding. The transcript has 3 exons.